Molecule: messenger RNA, 1024 nt
Organism: Amphibalanus amphitrite
Lineage: Eukaryota; Metazoa; Arthropoda; Thecostraca; Balanomorpha; Balanidae
Gene: Prosbeta1
Product: proteasome subunit beta type-6-like
Exons: 7
Coding region: 60-737 (225 amino acids)
Cellular component (GO): proteasome core complex
Molecular function (GO): threonine-type endopeptidase activity
Source: RefSeq, a predicted model, not a curated record
AUUUGGGACUGGAGGUGAUCGUGUAUAUUGGUAGGAUCUUGGAAUUCAAAUAAAGGACAAUGAUGGAAACUGUGCAGCAAGUUACUCCGAGCUAUGCUGCUCCUCUGCCUGAGUGGCUUUCAGCUGAGCACGACAUGGGAACCACCCUGGUGGCCGCCGAGUUUCCGGGCGGAGUGGUGAUUGGCGCCGACUCGCGGACAUCCACCGGCACGUACGUGGCCAACCGUGUGUCCAACAAGAUCACGCGUAUCACCGACUCGGUGUACUGUUGCCGCUCGGGCUCCGCGGCCGACACCCAGGCACUGGCCGACAUCGUCAGCUACCGGAUGGCCAUGCACGAGAUCGAGAUGGGCCGGCCGGCGGCCGUCCGUACCGUGGCCAACACGUUCCGCGAGAUGUGCUACCAGUACAGGGAUGACCUGAUGGCGGGCAUUCUGUGUGCCGGGUACGACCGGACCCACGGCGGACAGAUCUACUCGCUACCGAUCGGCGGUAUGAUGGUACGACAGAAGGUUGCCUCGGGCGGCAGCGGCUCCACCUACAUCUACGGCUACCUCGACAGCAACUACAAGCCCGACUUCACCGCCGAACAGUGUGUCGACUUCAUUAGGAAAGGCGUGUCCCUGGCCAUCCACCGUGACGGCUCCUCGGGCGGCGUCUGCCGAGUGGCCAUCAUCACUGCCAACGGCGUGGAGCGACGCACCUUCACCGGCGACCAGCUGUUUGUGCCGCAGUGAGCGGCGGGCAGUGACGCACCGGCGGCGCACAGUAGCGCACCGGUGGCGUACAGUGACGUGCCGGCGGCGUACAGUGACGCACUGACGGCGAUCAGCGGCACACCGGCGGCGGUCAGCUGUUGAGCCCGGGCACUGAAUAGAGGGCGCCAACUGCGGUUUUUCCAUCAGCCCGACGUGCGUGCGCCGAAAUGUGGGGGUCCUCCAGAUAUGGGAUUUGAUCAACACGUGAUGCUGCGUUUCACUCUGUAUGUUCUCUCUGUUGGUAACAAACAAUAAAUACGCGACAC